UGCAUCUAUCUGAACCGGGCGGCCCGCGGGGACGUCGUGGUCGACCUGCAGCACCAAGUGACCAGCGCCGAGGCCAGCGCCGGCGCCGACUUCGCCUCCCAGAGGCUCUUCCAGCACGUGGCGGAGGCCGAGCUCUUUUCCAAGGCCACCUUCUCCCGCUUCCUGGCCCUCCUGGACAACUACGAGCGGAUGACGGGCCAGAGCGAGACGGUGACCUCCGAGGAGGAGCGGGAGGAAGAGGAGUUCCUGGCCGCCGUCUUCGCGACGCCCGUCAUGGCCACGCUCACCAGCUUCUUCCUCGCCAAGGGGCUGUACCCGUCGGAGGCCGCGUUCCGGACGGACCUCAAGGACAUGUGGUUCGGGAUGUACUCGCGCUCCGGCGGCGCCGCGCUCGACUCCUCCGGCUUCGAGCACGUCUUCCACGGGGAGAUCAAGAACGGGAAGGUGUCCGGCUGCCACAGCUGGGUGCAGCUCUACGAGCUGGAGAAGUCGGGAGAGCUCAACUACCUGAGCUACAGCUACGACGGGCCCUGGACGUCCUUCCCCGACGUGCUGGCCCUGCAGUUCCGCUGGAGCGGCUACCUCAAGAGCGUCAGCUCCAUCCUGCUGGGCUCCAGCCCGGAAUUCGACCUGGCCCUCUAAACCCUGUGCUUCAAAGCCCGCCCGGACCAGCUGUGCCGCGUGAGCCUGGGGGGCGAAGCCGCCCGCAUCCAGACCUACUCCUGGACCAGCUCCUUCUACGGGGACGGCCAGCGCUUCGUGGCCUCCGCGUACCCUGCGAGCCCCUGA
Messenger RNA from Tinamus guttatus (white-throated tinamou), 789 nucleotides. The record is from RefSeq and is a predicted model, not a curated record. Lineage: Eukaryota; Metazoa; Chordata; Aves; Tinamiformes; Tinamidae.